Molecule: messenger RNA, 8301 nt
Organism: Caenorhabditis sp. 36 PRJEB53466
Lineage: Eukaryota; Metazoa; Nematoda; Chromadorea; Rhabditida; Rhabditidae
Source: the annotation of a GenBank genome assembly
AUGGCUGCGAUCACGAGCACGUCGAACUGCUCGCCCGUCGCCGGCUCGCCGCUCAUGAUGCUUCUGUUUAAGGUACCCAACAACACGGUAAUCACAAGUAGAAUGAGGUUUCCAUGUCAUUUUUGCAAACGGAAAAGAAUGUCAAACAUAAUUUUUAACUUUGUGUUUUUGCAGGCUAUGCAAGAAGGCGGAGACAGUGAGGACGAGGCUCGAAGGCGCCGAGAACAGCUCAAUCGGAGACCCUCCUACCGGUUAGUUUUGGAAAAAAUUCAUGGAAAAAUCCCAUCGCUACUCGUUCGUGAAAUAAUUAAUUAGCAAACUCUAGCUCAUUUGGGACCCCCCAAUGAUAGUAGUAGUACACUGGAGAUUUGGAACCCGAUCGGCCGGGGACCAAUUAGCCGAGCUGACAAAAUUCGAAACCUGACAAUUAUAGUGAUAAGAGGCCUCGUUUACUUGUUGCGUGUGUGUGUGUGAUUCAGGCGUCGAAAUGAAUGGGUUGGCGGAAAGGUUUUCAACAUCCGCUCUUGAAAGCUCUGAAAAAAGUGACGAGAAUUCGGAGAGAAACGUACAAUUUGCGGGCGGUGUACGCUUGAAGUGUUGAUCGGAUCGGACUAGAUUCAGCAUGAACAUUGGAAAAAUCGGGAUCUAGCGUAUCCGCCGCAAAAUUUGGAAACGCACGCUUCACGCACAGUCUGAGCUUUCAGAAUUUGAAGUCAAGACGAUCCAGUGGCACCUUUGAACUUUUUCGACUUUCUUUUGGAGAAAAAACACUGAAACUCUGUAUCACCGCAACGCUUUUGAGUCGCUACGCAGCCAAUUAGGUGAUUCCUAACAAAGUGAUUCAAAUUAUAUGCGCCGCUGAUUGACGCCCCAUUCAAUGGACUGGUACGCAUAUCAUUGGUUUCGAAUGGGCAUAAUUGUUCAAAGACCGCUCAUGACGUGGCAUCAAUUCGAGUAGAGUGACUCUCUCUCCGUCUGCCCUAAUCCUCAUCUGCCGCCGAAUCCGCGCCGUUCUUCAUCUCCAUCCCUCCCCCUCUCCGAUGUUUUCUGAUCGGCAAAAGCUCGCUGAAACGGUUUUGAGCGAACGCAAAUGGCCAUAAAAUGGUUGUAUUUCGUCAUGACGUCACCUCGACUCCUUCUCCUUUUUCACGUCCUUCUUCUCCUUCUCCUUCUUUUUCGUGUCGCCUUGUACCCCCACUUUUUCUCAUCAAUGUUGCGAACUCUUCUUCUUCUUCUUCUUCUUCUUCUUCUCGUCAGGGCUCAUCAUCGGGGCCACCCUCCUGGCCACGGCAACUACGACGAAAAACACAUUGAGAGGGGGGCGAAUGAUGAAUCGAAUGCAUUCCAUUUUCCCUUCCACUUUUCCUCUUCUUCUUCUUCUUCUGCGAAUUUUUCUGCCAGUUUUACAGUCUGAAAACCGAAAAACGUCACUUUUCUUGUGCCGCCCAACUCCUGGCACGUUUUCUUAAUCUGUAAUAUCCACCACCCGAUCCUCCCGAGGGAUUAACAUUUUCAGCGUUUUCGCGUGCUCGUCUGGUCAACUUGCCGGACAAAAUCCUAUAAGCAAAGAGAAAUGAUGUCUAGUUUGCACUUUUUCGUAUAAUUGCCACGUUGCCAAUGUUUUGUACUAGGCAGCGAAAAGUGCGCUGAGCUUCGCGAUUACGGUAGGCCAAGGAUUACCAUUUGGCAUUUCUAUGCGCGGAAAUGUGUGGAUGUUUACCCGAAAAAACGCCUGAUUUGGCCAAUUUUUUGCUCGAGAAAGGACGCGAAAGUUUGCACACGCGGCGCGUUGUGUGCCGCCCUCACCGGAAUUAUUCAUUUACACCUUCGUCCGAGAAAAGUUUCCGGGAAGCCCGCCCAAGAUGUCGUCAGUUUUUGAGGGAAUUAAACAUUUUUUGAUUUGUGAACCCUCCAUGCAAAUGGAUCCCUUUCGAAAGUAGGGAAGACCCUCAUCGGCUCGUUAUGAAGCCCUCCCGUCCGCUUUUUUCCCUUUCCGCGGCGCUUCAUUUCCUCUUCAUCACCGUAACCACCUUCUGGUUUGACUUUUCAACUUCUGAAAACCGUCGACGCGUGUGAGAAUCAGUUGAUAAGCGUGCAAAACAGCGAAACGUUUGAUUAGUAAUGUCUUCGGUGAGCACCCACGUGGCCAGUGCGUCGUUUCGAAAAAUGCAGGACCUUUUUUGGAUCAUUUGAACAAUCAAAGUCACUUUGAAAUUACGCUUCCAACACAUUUUUUCGAUAAGGCGCCCUCCUCGAGACCCGAGCACGCCACUUGGCGCUUAGAGCUUGCAGCCCAGAUGAUAUUUGAAACCUUUUUGGGGGUGGUACCCGUUUGGAGCCCAACCAAGACGCGCCGAUCUUUUUGUGACUUGUAGUCUGGUUUCCGAUGUGAGAGAAGUGAUUCGUGUCGUCCGCUGAGGAUUGCGCUCCUAAAAGGGAUUAGAGAAUAAUCUGAAAGCUUGCGCUUGUUGAAAAUCCGGGGCUCGGAUUUCUGGGACUAGAGAUCAGAGUGCGAACUGGCAAAACGCGGAAGUUGAUGGUGAUGUGAAGAUCAAGAAGAUCAUCUCUCUGGAAAUUGUGAAGCUUUAACCUACCACAGAAACCUUUAGCUCAUUUUGAAGAACAGAAUACAAUGGUUUCUGUGAAAAACUACAACUUCACAACUUCCAGUCCCCGUGGGCUUUGCCGGCCCGUCGCUCUUCAAAGAUCCGUUUCAAGUUUCACGUUUCACGUUUUCGGCGCCGAGCAGACAACAUCAAAUGGCUCGAUUUAAUGGUAGCCGUCAAGUUGCUAGGAGCCCUCGUGAGCUCCCCCAUGUUGCCAUUUUGCCAUCAUUUUUUUCCCACAAGUUGGUGCAGUGCGCACAACAAACAUGCCCCUGAUCACACGAUGACAAGAUAAAUGUAUUCAGGUAGAGAGGGAGGGAGGACAACAAGAAAUUGUGGGUGGUGGUGGUGGUUGGGCGAGCACCGGAGAGCAGUAGUAGAAGGUAGCAAGCGGGGCGGGGCCAGAGGAGUACCACCACGCCCACAUUCUCCCUUAGCCAUCCCCCCACUCUGCACAAAGUAAUCUGAUAUCAGCUCCCUGUUUUUCGUGUCGCCACCACCACCACCACCCUCAUUCCUUUUUGAGAGGAGGGUGGAUUAUCCACAAGCUUUCCUGGAGCAAUGUUGUUUCCGAGUGCACACGCGUGAUGAGCCCUUCUUCUUCUUCUACUUCUUCUUCUUCUACUUCUUCUUCUUCUUCUUCUUCUUCCUCUUCGUCGUCGUCUUGGUCGUCCGCCUUUUCGUUUUCGCCCUUGAUUUAAUUAGAAAUGAGCACCCUCACACCAACCGACCGACCAAACGGAGCACAGCGGCCAGAGAGAAGGAGCACAAGAACAUUGGUUUUCUCGUGUGGUCAGAAUGUUUCGGGGAAUUCCCCACCCUCAUUUUUUUCCAAUUUCCACCCUCAUUCCCUACCCGAUUAUUGUUUUUUGUUCGAGGCGCUACGAUUUGUACCCACAUGAGAGCAAUUUGAUUCUUCUUAUUCAUCUCAUCAGCCGACAAAGUCUAUGGGAAUUGUGAAGCUGUAACUUUUCCGAGAAACCUUACAAUUAUCUCUAACCUGAAGAAUUCUGAGAAGCGGAAUAGAAUUGAACUUUUAUCAAAAGAACAGAGAUCUCUAUGUUCGACUUCCGCAGAAAAACGGCCCGGCGAUUCAAUUUAUCUCAAACACAAUGAAUCAAAUUAGAGGUAAAUGUAAGGUUUCUGUGGGAAGUUACAGCUUUACAAUUCUCCGACCUAUGAUGCAUCUUUUUCCGUUCCUCCUUUCUUUUGUCUUUUCUUCUCCUACUCUACUUGCUCGUCUCGUUUCUCACUACGGUAUUCAGAAGGAGCCACGUCUUCCCCGGCUCCCUGCCCGACGCCUUCAGCGUUUCGGCCGAUUCAGGUCGUCAAGCCUUCCUCUUCCGCUUCGUCUUCUUCCUCUUCUUCCUCUUCUUCUUCAACGUCUUCUUCAACGUCUUCUGCAAUGACACCGCCGGUGCGGCCGACCGCCCUCAUACCGCCCGCAUAUCAGCAGAACGGAGUGAACGAGGCGGUCGCCAAUGUGAUUUUCGCGAUGACGACGCCGCCGUUUGGCGAUGGAAGUGCGGUGAACGCGCGCGAGCGUUGGCAACAGUGCUUCUGGAUGGUGGUCAACAAGACGCCGCUGCUUGGCACCGCUCAGCAGCCCUCUCCGCCGGGCCUCUUGCCGACGAGGUUAGACGAUCAAUGACCUGGAAAUUGAGUUGCUCUGACCAAAUGACUCUUUUCCGGGAUACCUCGGGCCGCCCGGAAAAUGUCAAUCAUUGGGCGCCUUCUUUUCGGGGAUCUCAGACGGCAAAGAACACGCCAUUUUGGCCAGCGACGGCAGCAUUUAUAAGCAAUUUUUUUUGGAAGGCACCCUCCAGACACAUAAAUUAACGAUUACACUCUGAUGUGAGCAAUUUUUUUGGAUCCCGGGCAAACCAAUGAUAUGAUGACAGCAGAGAAAUGACAAAUGAAUAUUUAGAAGCAGAAAAGAUGAAUUCCAUUUGAAACGCGUGCACGAGACAGUCGGUCGUCGCUUUUUUCGCUUUUUUCGAUGACGUCACUGAUCGUUUUUAUCAAUUUUUAUCAGUUUUCUUCUUUUUCUUCUUCUUUCUCUCCGUCUUCCUGUUACUCGGCCGAAAGUGUCGUCAUCGCCCCAUCGGGGACAGUUUACAACUGGCCAGAAAAGGUCGUGCGGCCCCCCACUACUACUUUUUGCACUGCCCAAAAAUUGUGCGCCCCCAAAAAUGGUGUUAUGAUUGUGAACGGAGCUGAAGGUUUUGUAGUCAAGUGAGUGUAUUCUGAUGAUGGGGUUUCAGAGUUGAUAGUUGUAGUUGAACAAUAGUUGGGUUAUUCAGAACAUACACUGAAUAACCCUAAAAUUAAACACGAUCAAACGUGUACUUUUCGAUUUUCAGCAUGAUACUGAAAGACUUGGAAACGGCGGACAAAGUGAUGAAGAAAGAGCCGGAGGAGACGCCACCGUCGAGCGUCGACGCAUCACCAUUACAGGUAACAUUCAUUUUCCUAGUGCUUCUUGUCAGUCAAAAAAGAAAGUUGUUACGGGAAAAUUAAGAAUUGAACAUGUGCACUUUUUCAAAAUCAAACGAGUAGGGUUUGAGCGCCAAUAGAUUUCCAAAAGCUGAAAACAAGUGUGUGUUGAAACGGAAUGACGGGAUAUUGUGCACCUGCUCUCCGCAUCCACCCUCACUUUUUUCCCUAUGCACAUUCCGGACAUUCACGUCAUUCGAGGCACAAUUUUUGGACGGAGAACAUUUUGUUUCUUGUUUCACUCGGUUACCCGGGGUGAUUCGUAGACAACGUUGGCUGAAUAUUUAUAGAAUAACCGGAGCACAUUCUCUAACUCCCCGUCAGUAUUUUCAGUCGGUGAUGCGACCGCCGCCCACACAAAUCGCGUCGAGCGCCGGACCCGGCGGCGGCGUCCCUCCACAACCGCCCCGAAUUCCGGUGGUCACGUCGAGCAGCGCCGUCUCGCCGUACGGAUCGCCGCUCGGAACGUCGCUCCUGGCCAACCAGCAGCUCGUCCUUCCGUUCCCGCCCAUCAAUGGCGAUUUUGACUUCAGCGCCGCCAUCGCAGCGGCGUCACAGCCGAAACCAGGUGAGAAAAGGCGCGGUUAGGGUCCCAGAGUAGGAAAUGAAGUAGAAUUGGACUGUAUAAUCUAGAGACGUAAGGUCAACAACAGGUAUCCGAAAAGUUGGGACGCUGCCGAAAGAUACCACAAGACAGGGGGAAGGUUUUGAGGUGCUACAGUCAUUAGACGAGUCCACCACCGUUCUCUGACAAGGGAAGAGCAAUAGGCAAUAUGAGUAGGAGGGAAAAUGACCCCGUGCCAUGCAAUAUACUUUUUGGUCCAAUUUUUCGGAUACCUGAGACCUAAAAAUCUGUACUUUCUGCACAGUAAGCGAAAACUUCCGUAGCCCUCAUCUAGUGCACUUUUUGCAAAUUUACUAAUUGUGGAUCCCUUCCUCAAAGCAUAUCAUAGACGAAUUGUUUCGCGGUUUCGCCGUUCUGAUAGGCGUGUGAUAGCGGAGAAUCUAGACCUUCUUCUUCUUCUUCUUCUUCUUCUUCUUCUUCUUCUUCUUCUUCUUCUUUUCCUUCUUCUCCGUCGUAGCCGCAUCCAUACAUGUCCAAAUGAGGCGCGGAGAUACGCUCCUAUCGCACUAUUUUCCGUGUCCUAAACUAAAAUUGUUUGAAUUUGAGUAGUCAAAACAAUUUGAAGUCUAGUGUGCUGGGUAGCGUUCAAACCUCGAGUUUCGGGAAAAUUUUUGCGAAAAAAAGAGAGAAAAAGAGGUACAGAAAGAGAGAGAGAGAGAGAGAGAGAGAGAGAGAUUUGUUAUCAGAAAAGAGUGCCUGCGCGUCUCGCUAUCAUCAUUUCCCGAGCGACAAUCUGUUUCUCGCGGGCGCUCCCGGACAGUCUCUUUCUCUCUCUCUCUCUUUUCAUAUACAAUCUGACGUCACUUUUUGGUGUGACAAUCGGAGAGAAAAGGGAGAAAGAGAAGGCCAGAGACUAUUCUCUCUCUCUCUCUCUCUCUCUUAUUCGCCUGUUUCUCACUCUUCUCCUACAGUCCUUCUUCUUCUUCUUCUUCUUCUUUUUCCUUUAUUGCUGAUUAUUUCUGGAAUGAUGGAAUCGUUGAGUUUUGGCCGUCAAAACGGUAGGACGCGUUCAAUUUCUCGAAAGUUCCUCGCACGCGAAAAGCGAAUUGCCGGUUGUGUGUUUUGAACUGAUCGCUGCGAUCGCCACGCCACUUUGAUGCAAUGUAAUAUCGUGUUUCCUUUGUUGCAAACUUUGUUGACGAGAUUUUCGACCUGAGAAGAAAAAUACAGUAAUCUUGGAAAGUUAUUUUUGGCAAAAAGUCAUUUGAACACUUAUCAGAGAAUAUGGAGAGAGUAAAGAGCGAUCAUAAACUGUUAGUGUCAACCGGAAACGGAAAACGGGAAACGGAGACGGUUUUGGUUAGCUUUUGAUAGGACCUACACAAUUUUCAUUAAAAUGAAAACAGUGGAGAUAUCGUAAAGUUGACGACUGAUAAAUUGCACACCAUCUUGUAAUGUGCAUUUGAUCAGUUGACAACUUUUCGAUACCUUUUCGGGCUGCUGAGAUAUGCGUCCUUCUCGGAUCACCGCCCCCUUGACUAAUCCUUCCCAGCAUUUCUAGGAGGCCCCCAAAACGGACUGGGCGUCGGAGGCGUCGUCGGAGGAGGAGUGCCGGGACCGUCGAGCGGUCUGACCGGAAUGUCCGCCCAGCCACCCAGCACCACGCAGCCAGCACAGCCGCCGCAGGGACCGUCGCAGUCGAUCGAGGGAACCUCCGGACUCGUCGGACACGCGAUGAAGCCGGUGCCUGGCAUGGACGCCGUCAGUUUUUCAGGUAAGAAUCGCGGUCUUUCGGCUCCUUUUUAACGCCUCCCGUGGUCGUUUAGAUUUCGGCACGACGGAUUGGCAGUCGCCGAUGUUGUCGGGCGGAUACAGUAGCAGUCCGUCGCCGACGAUGCAGGGCGGAUCGAUGCGGAUGGGCGGAGGACCGAUGCACGGCGGAGAGGACGAGUCGAACCGGAAGAGACAGGUCCGGCUGCUCAAGAAUCGCGAGGCCGCCAAGGAGUGCCGCAGGAAAAAGAAGGUUAGAAUAUUGCCGUAAAGUUUUGAAGAUCACAUAUUUCUACGAAGCUCAAACCCUAUGGAUUUACUGUAAAAGCUAGAAAAACAGGCUUUUCGAAGGUUUUUGGUGGCCUGAACUUAGACCCAGUUGUAAUAAUCCGAUCGGACCCAAACUUUGGAGACUGUUUGUACUUGGAUUGAAGUAUUUCGGGUUCAAGUUAUAGAACGAUCGGAUUAUCAGGUCCUGAAUUUGAAGCCGAAGAGACCGGGUUUCUGCGAAAAUUUUGGCCUCUUUGGCUUCUAAUCGUCAUAUCCCGAAAGUAAAUGAUCCGAUUGGCCUUAAACUUGGUCCCAAAGUGCUUCAAUCCAAGAAUAAGGUGCCUGCAAAGUUUGGGUCCGAUCAGAUAAUUGUAAGUGGGUCAAAGUCUUGGCCUUCGAAAAGCCUAGCCCAUCAGACAGUUAGAACCCUAUUUUUCCCCCUAACGUUCGCCCCACAACUCGUUUUUUUUUCAGGAAUACGUGAAGUGUCUGGAGAACCGCGUGUCAGUGCUCGAAAACCAGAACAAAGCGCUGAUCGAAGAGCUGAAAACGCUGAAAGAGCUGUAUUGCCGAAAGGAAAAGGACGGAAUGUAG